ACUUUACCUAGGUUCACCACCCUGCCGGUAUGCAGACGCGCAGCUGAACAUUACGGGCCGAUGACUUAACCGAAUUCCGACCUGCGGUCAAUGCCCGUAUCGAUAGAAAGCGCCACGGCAAGAAACACGUUCAACACCGGCCCUACACCUUCAAUCCGCACGGUGUUUGCUACGUUUAAGCAGAUAAAAGAUGCACAUCCCCGUCCCGAACAGACUCAAGGGGUCACCGUUCCCGGGACGGUCGAGGACAUCAUCACCAAAGGUCGAUAUGCCCGCAUUACUUCCGCUGACCGUUCGAAUUGAGGUUAUUCAGGCUCGAGACCUCAUUGGCAAGGACAAGCAUGGGACGAGCAGCGACCCUUAUAUUGCUGGGACAAUCAAUGAUCAGAAAUUCCAGACGCAUACAAUCGACAAAACUCUCAGCCCUAAGUGGAAUGCGACUUUUGACCUACAGUUGACGGAGCAGGUGGACAAGCCGUAUGUGGUGGAGAUUACAUGCUGGGACAAGGACAGGUUUGGCAAGGACUAUCUUGGAGAACUCAAAGUUUCGCUUCACGAGGCUUUCACGGCACUUACCGGCAACCAUAUUCGACCUGACGACUCGAAAAAUCACGCACAAUGGUAUGCGCUCACCUCAUUACGAAAGAAGUCCAGAGUGUCAGGAGAAGUGCAAUUGCGUUUUUCAUUGUUCGAUCCUACCGGAAAUGCCACCACGAACGAGCAACUACUCGCUGUAUGGCAGCAAUAUUACUGGCGUUCUAUGGGCGGCGACCUCGAAGAUACCCUGAAGAAAAUACGCAGUAAUGGCUCGGCGUCAUCACGCUUGGAAGACCCAGAAGUGUACGAUGCAUACGAAGGAGUUGCUUCCGAGUCAGCAAUUGAGGACAUGGUUAGUGUUUCUGGGGAUAGCGCAGUCGAAGAGGAUGGGAAGCGCAAGAAGAAUGAGAAGAGGAAGAAGAAGAAGAAGGUUUUCGGAUUCAAUGCGGGGACACAGGACGUUCUUGGCCUGAUCUUCCUGGAAAUCAAGUCGAUUACGGAUCUUCCACCAGAGAGAAAUGUGACACGCACGGGCUUUGACAUGGACCCUUUCGUCAUUAUCUCUUUCGGCAAGAAGACGUUCCGGACGAAGAUUGUGAACCACUCCCUGAACCCUAACUUCAACGAAAAGCUGGUCUUUCAGGUGAUGAAUCACGAGAAGCAUUUUCAAAUCAACUUCAAAGUAGCGGACCGUGACAAGUUCUCGAACAAUGACUCUGUGGCAUUUGCUAUUCUGCCCGCGGAUGAGCUCAUAUCCAUUGGUCCUCAAGCUGACCAGGAAACUGGCCUCUAUGAUAUUCCAGAGCCAUUGAAGGAGGUGGACGACGACGACCUGAAACUACCUAAACCGAAGCGUGUUGGAUCUCGGUUUGGGAUGCUCAACCCCAUGUCACGCGGCAACUCCCAGGUGUCAAUGGCUACGUCCGCGGCUACGGGUGAUAAGAACGGAGGACCCGAUCCUCCGUUGCCCUCACAAGCAACCGUUCCUCCUGAUCCAGAGAAGGCUUUAGCAGCAGCAGCUGACCCGAGUGACGAAGGUUUCAUCCCCUUUGACUUGCCGUUAGACCUUGUGAGGAAGGACAAGUGGGAAGACAAGCACAGACCCGAGAUCCACAUUCGGGCCAAGUUUGUUCCAUACCCUGCGCUCCGUCAGCAGUUCUGGAGGUGUCUUUUGCGUCAGUAUGAUGCUGAUGACAGCGGCAAUAUCGACCGCGUGGAGUUGGUGACUAUGCUCGACUCGCUGGGUUCGACAUUGAAGGACAAAACCAUCAACGGUUUCUUUCGCAGGUUCAGCGAUUCUGGGUUGUACAUGAAGGAUGGAGUGACUGGCAAGCGCAUUUCACAUCCCGCCGUGGAAGAGCAGAUCACCUUCGAUCAGGCAAUUAUCUGCUUGGAGGAUAUGCUCGACCCUCAAAGGCGAGGUCCAAAUUUUGUUGCUCCCGCAUGGCCAAACUCGGGCUCAAAUACCCCCAGUUCCGAACAGGAAUCUCCCAAUAUGACUCCCGCGGCGACUACGGAUCGUGAGUCCAUGUCGGGCUACCCCUUGUCCACCGCUGUGUCGAGCCUAGAUGGCCGCACUCCCGGUGUCAGCGCGAUCGACAAUUCUAUAGCAGAUACGGAUGAAUUGGCGGACAACGAUGACAGGUCAGAGGAGCACGUUAUUGUCAUCGAGGAAUGUCCUCUUUGCCACCAGCCCCGUAUGCACAAGAAGGCCGAUGUGGAUAUCGUGACCCAUCUCGCAACUUGCGCCAGUCAGGACUGGAAGCGUGUGGAUCGCUUGGUCAUGGGUGACUUUGUCACUCCUAGCCAGGCGCAGAGGAAGUGGUAUGUGAAGGUCAUUUCGAAGGUUACGUAUGGUGGCUACAAGCUCGGGGCUAACUCGGCAAACAUUCUUGUUCAAGAUCGUUUGACAGGUUUGGUACAGGAGGAGAGGAUGAGCGUAUACGUUCGACUCGGAAUCCGCUUGCUGUACAAAGGUUUGAAGAGCAGUCGCAUGGAGUCUUCGAGGAUUCGCAAGUUGCUCAAGUCGAUGAGUGAGAAGCAGGGAAAGAAAUAUGACUCUCCCAGUUCGGCGAAGGAGAUCAGGCCAUUCAUCAAUUUUCACCAGCUGGACAUGACGGAAGUGUUGGAGCCCAUGGAGAACUUCAGGACCUUCAACCAGUUCUUCUACAGAAAGCUGAAACCAGGAGCCAGGAAGUGCACGGCGCCCGAUGAUCCUUCCAUCGCUGUUUCCCCAGCCGACUGCCGUUCUGUGGUCUUCGACAAGAUCGAGAAGGCCACCGAGAUCUGGAUCAAGGGUACCUCGUUCAGCAUCGGCAGGUUGUUCGGAGAUGCCUACCAGGAGGAGGUUAAGAACUUUGAAGGUGGAGCGAUCGGUAUCUUCCGGCUUGCACCGCAGGACUAUCACCGUUUCCAUGUACCCGUUGAUGGUGUUCUUGGCGAGCCUAAGUUGAUCAAGGGUAACUACUACACUGUCAACCCUAUGGCCAUCCGCUCGGCCUUGGAUGUGUACGGCGAGAACGUGAGAGUCGCAGUCCCUAUCGACUCUGUUGCGCAUGGUCGAGUCAUGGUCAUUUGCGUGGGUGCAAUGAUGGUCGGUAGCACAAUCAUCACAGCCAAGAAGGGUCAACAUGUGCGUCGUGUCGAUGAGCUUGGUUACUUUAAGUUCGGUGGAUCCACGCUUCUUGUCCUCUUCCAGCCCGGCAGGUUCGCCUUUGACGACGAUCUUGUCAGCAACUCGAAGUCAUCUAUUGAGACAUAUCUGCGGGUGGGUAUGAGUAUUGGUCACUUGCCUGGACAACCUUCCUAUGCUCCUACUCUUGAGAAGGAGAAUAUCACCCAGGAAGACCGCGAGGACGCAGCGAGGAGGAUUGAAGGAAGUCUCGCACCUCCUAGGAGGUCGUCGUCCAUCAAAAGCAGCAUUGAUGGCAUCACAGGUGGUAUAUCUGCUGCCAACAUUCAAUAAGUCAUAGUUCAUUGUGCAAAGAUAGCACAGCAUCUCUAGUUUUCGCACGAGGGGAAAGGUCGGAUAUCUCGGUGACUCAAGCAUAGCAUACCCAUUCAUCAGUAUUAUCACUUUCUAGGAUAACAACAC
Saitoella complicata NRRL Y-17804 is the source of this 3631-nucleotide messenger RNA. RefSeq lists its product as uncharacterized. Bases 191 to 3502 code for a protein of 1103 amino acids. Gene Ontology annotation, molecular function: calcium ion binding; phosphatidylserine decarboxylase activity. Gene Ontology annotation, biological process: phospholipid biosynthetic process. NCBI's taxonomy places the organism in Eukaryota, Fungi, Ascomycota, Saitoellomycetes, Saitoellales, Saitoellaceae. The transcript is spliced from 3 exons. The record is from RefSeq and is a predicted model, not a curated record.